AUGCGUUCCUCAUCAACCCCGUCGUCAUCAUAUAAUUCCCCCUCAUAUUCCUCCUCCUCAUCUGCAUCCGAUUCUGAUUCAUCUUCAAAUAUCAAACAAGGUCGAAUCUUCAAAUUAGCCAAAGAAAGACGCGAGCGACGCGCUACAAUGGCUAAACUUCAGCAGAUGGUACCAUACGCUAGAGAAGGCGAUUCACAACUGCAGUUAUUGCAACAUAUCAUGGACUACAUUUAUUUCUUGCAGCAACAGCUUCAAAAAGAGGAUGCUGAGAAUAUGGUACCAAUGGUGAGCGUGUCUGACCUCAGUCGACUGUUCUCGCAAUUUUCAACCGAUGCAUCAAGAAGCGUGCAACAUCAUGUCUUAUCGAAUUGA
This is a messenger RNA of Anisakis simplex (herring worm), 372 nucleotides long. NCBI's taxonomy places the organism in Eukaryota, Metazoa, Nematoda, Chromadorea, Rhabditida, Anisakidae. The record is from the annotation of a GenBank genome assembly.